Akanthomyces muscarius is the source of this 840-nucleotide messenger RNA. RefSeq lists its product as uncharacterized. Gene Ontology annotation, biological process: secondary metabolite biosynthetic process. NCBI's taxonomy places the organism in Eukaryota, Fungi, Ascomycota, Sordariomycetes, Hypocreales, Cordycipitaceae. The transcript is spliced from 2 exons. The coding region runs from base 1 to 840 and encodes 279 amino acids. Gene Ontology annotation, cellular component: cytoplasm; nucleus. The record is from RefSeq and is a predicted model, not a curated record.
AUGCGUCUUGAACCAGAGAACAACCACCACCUCCCGCGAAUACUGUGCUUGCACGGUGGCGGUACGUCUUCGGAGAUUUUCCGACGACAGUGCCGAACCCUGAUUCGACUCAUUGCACCAUACUUUCGCCUCGUCUUUGCCAACGGGCCCUAUCCGUGCGAAGUUGCCGGGCCCGACGUUUCGGCAGUCUAUGCGAGCUACGGGCCCUUUCGUCGGUGGCUUCGCUGGCUGCCGGAGCACCCCUGGGUGGACAAUGCAGAUGGCGCUAACGCGAUAGAGGCGUCCAUGCAAAGCGCAAUGGCUCAGGAUGAUGCCCAGGGCGGUCGUGGUGACUGGGUUGGGCUAAUUGGCUUCAGCCAGGGUGGCAAAGUCGCCGCCAGCGUGCUGCUUGAGACGCAGGUCCGCGCUGAGACUGCCGCGCGGCGGCCCAGCUGGGCUACAGACUCUUCUCCCGUAUGGUUUGCUGGAGUACAGUGGCGUUUCGGCAUCCUGCUGGCUAGCCGAGCGCCAAUUGUCGCCCUCAGUGACUUAACCAUGGCUCUAGACGGUGUCGGCUUUCCCAGUGAUCUCUUCUCCCAGCCGCCAGUGGUGGGGGACCAUGUCGAGAAUGACCACCGCUUGAGGAUACCUACGGUCCAUGUUCAUGGCACUCGCGAUGCGGGUAUAAAGUAUCACCGUGCCCUGCUACAAGAUUUCACAGCUACGACGAGCGCGGAGCUGGUGGAGUGGGAAGGGAAUCAUCGGGUGCCUAUCAAGACGGCCGAAGCGAUGCGUAUUGUCGAAGCCACGCUUAGAGCAGCCAAGAGAGCGGGCAUAAAGGUUUCCAAUUUUAAAAGUUAG